CCACAAAAAAAAAAAAAACUUUCUUUCGAUAAAAAAAAAAUCAAAGCUUUUUAUCUUUAAUUCUCCUCCGAUGAGGUGUAAGAGACACACCGUCGAUUUCAGCAGCAGCAACGGCGUAUGCGCUUCUUGCCUCCGUGAACGUCUCCUCUCCCUCGCCGCUUCCGCCGCCAUCACAGCCGCCGUAGAAGAUAAUCAAUCACGCAAAUCUAAUAAUCAUCCUCCGCUUUUGAUUUUCCCUCGCUCUGUUUCUCCUUAUGUAACCCGUAGAAAAUCCGACGCCGGAGUCGGAGGAGAUCCUCUUACUUCUAAUCGGAGAUUCAUCACCACGCCUCAGAUAGAUCUCGUCGGCUAUUCGUGCAAAGAUUUCGAAUCCAAUCGAUCUUAUAAAUCAAAACAAGGCAAAAAGUUAUCUAGAUUCUCGAAUCUAUUCAGAGCUAGAUCUGAAGAUUUUGAUUACAAUCGCAAAUCCAACAAUCCUAGAUUCUCAUGCGACGCGUCUGAGAUUUCGUCUUCUUCUUCUUCUUCACGUUCAUGGAUCUCGUCGAUUCUCUCCACUGGUCGCCGUAAAAAGCAACCAACCACCGCCUGUUAUAUUGAAGACGUAAUCGCUGGUCGUAGACCUCAACGUAUAUACUGUAGAGGAAUGUCACCUGCGAGAGAUACGGAACCGGAGCCGUCGUCGGAAUCAAUUGAGGAAUUGAGAAGAACUCCGGCGACGAAAACUCCGGGAAGGAGGAAGAUUGCGAAUGGGAUAGGGAAGACUAUGUCGGGGAUGGCUUUUUGCUUGAGUCCGUUGGUGAGAGCUAGUCCUAAUUGUCCGUUUAAACGGAAAAUGAGAUUUCCAUCGGAAUUUGGUACUUCCGGGGAGGUAACGGCGGUGCCGGAAAAGCCUCAUAUAUCAGCAGCGGCGUCGUUUUGUGCAAACAGAUCGAAGAAGCUUGUGGAUUUAGGUAGAGUUGAUCGCCGCCGUUGAGUUUUUUUAGGUGGAUUAGUCUUUAGUCAACGUGUUUGACUAUGGAUGGUUAGUAAAUUACGGUAAGUACCCCUCGUGGCUUUCUAAAGAUGGAUUUUUUUCCAAAAUCAAGCUUUUUAUUUGGCUUGUGGUGAAUAAUCUCUAUGGGAAAUACUUUCUUUUGUUUAAAACUUUGUAAUGUUUUUUUCCUGAUUGUAAUUGUAGAGUUUGAUGGGCCAAAUAUAUUGUUCUUAGGAGA
Molecule: messenger RNA, 1211 nt
Organism: Arabidopsis arenosa
Lineage: Eukaryota; Viridiplantae; Streptophyta; Magnoliopsida; Brassicales; Brassicaceae
Source: the annotation of a GenBank genome assembly